AUGGAUAAAAUGUUUGCAAGAUUUGAAGGUAGAAAAAGUUUGAAAAAAACCAAGAAUGUUGAUGUACAUGAUGAUAAGGUUGAAUGUGGUCAUGAUAGAGACAAUAUUAAGUAUGUUGAAGUUGUUGAUAGUGAUGAUGAGGAGUUAGUUAGUGAAGAAUUUGAUGAAAGUGAUAAAAUGUAUGAUGAUAUAGGUAGUAUGCAUGAAAGUAGUGGUAAUUUGCAUGAUCAUGGUGAGGAUAAUGUUGAUGGAGAUGACCCUAUUAUUAUUCCCCACUUGAAUCAACAAUUUCCUAAUUUACAAGCCGGGGAGAAUAUGUUUAGGGCGUAUGCUUUAAAGAAUGGUUUUGCAAUUAAGAUACAAAACACACAGAAGCGUGCCAAAGAUAAAUCCAUAUAUGGUCGAUUGUAUGUUUGUAAUUUAGCGGGAGAAACUCGUGGGAAAAACCCCGUUGAUGACGAUGAAAUUUUGAUUGGUAGUCUUGGUAGUGUUAAGGGCAAACGGCGUAGAGAUGUGCUUCCUAGGAGUGGUUGCAAAGUUAGAAUGUACUUGGUUAAUAAGAAAAAAACAAGUCAUUGGGAGAUAACCGGUUUGGAAUUAGAACACAAUCACCAAGUUGUUACCCCUUCUAAGAUGAGUUUGAUAAGACGGGAGAAACGUGUUAGCGCGGCACAAAAAAAUUUGAUCAAGAGCUUAUAUGUUUCGGGUGUCCAACCAAGACAACAAAUGAAUAUAUUUGGUAAAAUGCACGGAGGAGCGGAACAAGUAGGUUUUAACAGCCAAAAUUUAAGAAAUGUCGUACGUGAUUUUAGGAAGGACAACAUGGGAGUUAAUGAUGCUCAAGCCGGUUUGGAUUUGUUGUACCGUUUGCAAGAAGAGAGCGGCGGUAAGUUUUUCAUCAAGACUCUCCUCGAUGACGAACAAAGAUUGAAGUGUCUUGUAUGGGUCGAUCCCCGCUCUUUGAUGGCCUACAAAAACUUCGGUGAUGUGGUUGCGUUUGACACUACAUAUCGAACUAAUAGGUAUGCUAUGCCGUUUGUGCCUUUCACCGGAGUCAACCAUCACUAUCAAUCAAUACUUUUUGGUUUUGCACUCGUUCGGGAUGAAUUGAAGACAACUUUUGAGUGGGUUUUGAGUACUUGGCUAGAAGCAAUGGAAGGCAAAGAACCCUUGGUUAUCAUAACCGAUCAAGAUCAAGCCAUGGCCGCGGCUAUUGAAUCACAACUUCCGAACACAUCACAUUUGUUAUGCUCAUGGCACAUUAGCAACAAAUUCCCCGAGAAACUUGCAACAUAUUAUUCCAAGGAAGGGUUUAAAUUCGAUUUCAACAAUUGCAUAUAUCACUCUUUGACUGAAGUUGUGUUUGAAGAUCGGUGGAAUGCUUUGGUUUUGAAGUACAAUUUGGAAGGCAAUACAUGGCUUCAAGGGUUAUAUGCUUUGAAGCAUAAGUGGGUCGAGGCUUACACAAGAAACACUUUUUCUGCGGGUCAAAAGACCACAUCAAGAAGUGAAGGAAUGAAUGCAUAUUUCGAUGCCUAUGUUGGUUCUUGCACCGGUUUGAAAGAUUUUGUAGAGGGUGCACAAAAAUCUUUGGAGAGGCAAUUCAUGCGUGAGAAAGACGAGGAUUAUGUGACGUUUCAUAGAAGUCGUUGCAUGCAAAUGAAAACCGCUAUGGAGCACCACGCAGCUUCCAUUUAUACGAAAGAAAUGUUUCGAAGAUUUCAGGAACAAUUGGUUGAAUCAUCUAAGUACUUUGUGGAGAAAGAUAGAGAUCGGUCCUUGGAAGAUGUUCAAGACACGUUCUACAAAUGUUAUAGACCGUUGAUGCGUGCUUCUCAGAGAAACACGUAUCUUGUAUCAUUCAACAAGGUGUCAUUAUGGGGUUCAUGCAUUUGUAAAAUGUAUGACAAUGUUGGCAUACCAUGCCGUCACAUUAUUGUCGUCUUGACGAAGAGGUGUGUGGCGGAACUACCGGAACAUUUUGUCAAACGGCGUUGGACAAGGGACGCCAAUAGAGUUGAUGGCAAGUUGCCAUAUCACUCGUCCGAAUUUCAAUCACAAUCUCAUGAAAUGACUCCCACGGAAAGAUUCAACCACAUGACAUUACUUACCAUGGCGUUUAGUCAUAGUUGCAUGGCAUCGAAAGAGCGGUAUGAGUAUGCCGUUGGGGUUAUUAAUCGGGAAACAGAAAUACUUGAGAGCAUGCCCGUUGACGGGGUCGAAAAUGAAGGAGGUGAAUUAAAUCCAAAAACAACUCAAGAAGGUGGUGAGAAAUUGCAUGAGAGUGAAAUGGCCGACGGUUCGGAUGAUGAGUCAGUGUCACACGUCAGCAACUCAAUCUCGGACUCGGAAGAAAUGUGUGAUUCACCUAGUUUUAGCUUCUUGGAGGACGCGAUUCGUGAGCUCGACGAACUUGCAGAAAUGUACGAACCACCAUCCCACUCGGAAGAAAUGUGUGAUUCACCUAGUUUUAGCUUCUUGGAGGAAGCAAUUUAUGAGCUAGACGAAUUGGCACAGAUGCACGAACCACCUCCCCAAUUGGAGGAAGAAGACACCGAGUUGUACCCGCCUGAGGAAGCGGCCUACCGGUCAAGAAAUUGGACCGAAGCUUGUCAGUGGUGUGCAAGCGAUAACAUGUUCGAAAGGGUGGCUUAUAACUUGACCCCAUAUUUUCUACCUAUUUUGAACUUGGGUAAGGACUAUCCCGACGGGCCAAACAAAGUAUCGUUGUGGGAUGGUGGUGAUAUUGUGACGUGUGAUAGGAUAGCCGACAUUAUGAAGUUGAGGCCUCGCCCGGGUUGCACGCGUGACCAAAUGCGAAUUGAAUAUGUCAAGGGGUGGGUGUCCAACCUUCGUGGUGAUGAUACGGGAAAAUGGAUAACGCGCAAAGAACCAUGGAGCAAAUUUCGUCUCUACGAUGGGUCUAAUAGCAUUCAUGUCACACUAUGGAAUGAUCACAAUACGCAUGCCAAUGUGACCGAAGGUGUGCUCCGUGAAGGUUGUGUUGUUGUGCGUAUUGGGUGGCAUGCUUCAUUAGAGCCGAUGCGACGCCCGGGCAUUCCACACACCGACUAUCGGGAGGCUUCUCCAACAUUUUAG
Daucus carota subsp. sativus is the source of this 3099-nucleotide messenger RNA. RefSeq names its product protein FAR1-RELATED SEQUENCE 5-like. Gene Ontology annotation, biological process: regulation of DNA-templated transcription. The coding region runs from base 1 to 3099 and encodes 1032 amino acids. Gene Ontology annotation, molecular function: zinc ion binding. NCBI's taxonomy places the organism in Eukaryota, Viridiplantae, Streptophyta, Magnoliopsida, Apiales, Apiaceae. The record is from RefSeq and is a predicted model, not a curated record. The transcript is spliced from 2 exons.